This is a messenger RNA of Caenorhabditis sp. 36 PRJEB53466, 2770 nucleotides long. Lineage: Eukaryota; Metazoa; Nematoda; Chromadorea; Rhabditida; Rhabditidae. The record is from the annotation of a GenBank genome assembly.
AUGUCACAAGAAGGGUACUGGACUCUUCAAGGAUGGAUUGCCGCUGCCAUGCUCAUUGUCACUUGCAUCGCUGGAUGUGCUCCUCUUGCUGUAAGUUUGAUGUUUCUGGUGUAAUCUACGUACCUAUUACUUGAUUUUUGUACUUGACAACUUUUUUGUACGACCAAUACUGAGCCUACUGUAGCUCAUGAAAGUUUGAAUAUGAUUGUAGGGUGGCAUAACCUAUUCAAACUUCUAUGAGCUACAGUAGGCUUUGGAAAGGCGGUACAAAAAAUUGGUCAACUAACAAAACAUAGUAUAGACCUAGCACGCCUUUUUUCUAGUUGACAACUUUUUUGUAUCACCUCUUCUAAACCUACAAUAGCUCAUCGCAACUUUUGCUGUACCGAUAAUACUUCCAGCUCCUACAAAUCCUGGCCAAAAAGGGAAAAGAGCCGACGAAAAGCGGCUGGCUAUCCUAUCUUUCUUGCUUCUCCGGCGGCGUAUUUAUGGCCACUUGCUUUCUGGACAUUAUUCCCAACAUUGGGCAGGUUUUCAACAUUCAUCAGCUAUUCGUAUCCGAGUUUUCAGUGAAAAGUACACGGAACUCCUGCUCAAGUACCAGUUGACGUUUGCAAUCCCUCUAAAUCAAGUCUUCAUCUGUUGCGGCUUCUUUUUCGUCUAUUUCAUCGAAGAAGCGAUCGGAAGAGUGUUCGGCCAUUCGCAUGGAACGCCCACUGACCCUGAGCGUGUGAGGAAAGAAGAUUUGAGAAGGUUUUGGUACGGUUUUGGAACUUUUAUACGCGUUUUGUUGUCAGACGCUCCGAGGACGGAAUUCCAGCCGUUCCGGCUCCACUCGACAGUCAACUUAUUCGGCAACAAAGGUUUGAACUUUAACGGACCAGGGAACCCAAAAAUUUUUUGAUUUUUUUCUCUCUAAUUGUCUCUUAUUGCCACAUACACUGCUGAAAUGCUGCCUCUCAAAAAUGCCAAUGAACGAAACGGCGUGCAGUUGAAAUUGUGGCCGUGGCCUAGCGCCAAUAUGGCCUAGAAAUAUGCGCUUCUCGGCCAUUUUCUUUUUUCCGCUUUUUUUCCGGUUUUUUUUCCAAAAAUUAACGGUUUCUCCCAUUUUUCAGUUGAUUGACAUUUCUUCGGCACUUUCUUAUUUUUUCACUGCUAAAAAAUUGUUUUCAUUUUCGAUUUUAUCGCGAAAAAACCGGUAAAAAAGCGAAAAAAAUUUUACCGGUUUUUUCGCGAUAAAAUCGAAAAUGAAAACAAUUUUUUAGCAGUGAAAAAAUAAGAAAGUGCCGAACAAAUGUCAAUCAACUGAAAAAUGGGAGAAACCGUAAAUUUUUGGGAAAAAAAAACCGGAAAAAAGCGGAAAAAAUAAAAUGGCCGAGAAGCGCAUAUUUCUAGGCCAUAUUGGCGCUAGGCCACGGCCACAACUUCAACUGCACGCCGUUUCGUUCAUUGGCAUUUUUGAGAGGCAGCAUUUCACCAGUGUAUGAGGCAAUAAGAGACAAUUCAAACAGUCACAAAAAAAUUUCACAAAAAAAUCAAAAAAUGUUUGGGUUCCCUGGUCCGUGACUUGUAUGGCUUCAGCCCUUUCUCCUGAACACUUUUCCUUUAGUCUCGACCAAGAGGAUCAAAAAGCAAGCCUUCUAAAAUCGAUAACUUUCGCCGUCGCCAUGUCCCUACACUCUUUGCUCGAAGGAUUCGCUUUAGGCGUCCAGGACACCACCACCGCCAUUUAUUCGCUCUUUUUCUCGCUGCUCCUUCACAAAUCCAUUGAGGCGUUCUCGGUUGGCCUACAGAUUUCGAAAGCCAAUACUGACAAGGUACAUAACUAGCAUACAUGCACUGACAAUUGUCCGCGUUUUUCCAGUACAAAACAGUGAUGCUGACCGUUUCGAUCUAUUCGCUGAUGACUCCGAUCGGUGUGCUCCUCGGCUGUCUUCUCGAAUCUUCGGGAUCGGAGACGUUGACCAAAGACGCACUGAUUCUGUUCGUCGAGUGUUUGGCCGGCGGAGCAUUCAUCUACAUCACGUUUCUAGAGGUGCUUGCCGGCGAAAAAUCGAAACGAUUCAACAGUUUGAAGCAACUUUUAUGUGUUUUAGUCGGAUUUCUAGUCAUUCUAUGUUUGCAACUGGCUUUCGGGGGUCAGGAACCUCAUUAUCCAGCUGAGACUUCUUCGAUACCUUCUGCAUAGAAAGUCUUUCAUUAUCGAAUAAAUUGGGCUGUCAUACAUACUGUAAAAACUGAUAAAAUGUUGACUCCCUUCAAUAUUGUCCAUUGCAGAUAGAGAUAGCAACGUGCACAAUGUUUUAAUGAGCAUUUUGUUAGUUGACCACAUUUCCAUAUCUCCACUGCCAGCUGAGAUAAAUUUUCAAUAUUUCCACGUGGCACCACACUACAAAAACCAUACUUAUUUUAUUUAUUUCCAUUUCUACACAAAUGUCUUGUCUCAAACCGAGAAAAAAACUGGAACGAUCUGCCAGUCGAGUUAAAGAUGGCGGUGAUCAUGAAGACCGAGUUUUUUACAACGUUACCUCUCAACUUUCAACGCCCACUUUGCGAUUUCUACUGUUUUUACACAGAAUUGCGAUGCGUCGAUGCUCCAAAUCUUUUUGCGAUAUGAGCCGAUUUACACGUUAGCGCUUGCAAUAAUUCGGUCUUGUCGGCAAUUCGUUUCAGUGGAAAUUGGUGGAAUCGUACGGCGAAUUGCGUUGCGAGAGAUCAUGUGAUAUUGGCGUUUAGCGAAAAACGGACAUCGUCAAGUUCCGUCCGGUGA